AAUACUGCAUCUCAAAAUCACAAGUAUUUAAUGCAUACAAUAAUAAAAUCUAAAAGAAUGUAUUGAUGUAUUAAUUAAUAAGUUUCUAUCAACGGAAUGUCGUAAUUAAUUAAAACGUAUAUAAGAACAUACAUCUAUUGUUACUCGCGAAAUUUUACGCGGAUUAUUAUGUAAUCAUUCAAAUAACCGUAUGAUUAGAGAAGAUAUGAGAUUUUUAGAUAUGCCUUAAAAACGAUUGAUAAGAUAUGCAAAAUCGACUUAAUGCUAACAUUCACAGAUAAGAUAUCUUGUGGGUUCAUAAAAAACUAGCUCAGCAAAUUUUAUGCUAAAAUACGUACGUGCAUAAAUUAUAAUUCGCGAAAUAAAACAGAGUUCGCCAGAGUUCAGAUUGUUAACCACCUGAGACAGUUGAGAGUAGUGGCCAAAAAAGUUCUUUCAUAUCAAAGAAGCUCUACAAUAAAAGAAGACAAUGGCAAAACCAGUAACAACUAAUUAUGAUAUCAAAACUAAUGAAAUAUUAAACUGGAGAAAGGUCGAGAGAUCAAAACUAUGUAGUUAUCACAACAUAAAUGAUACCGAAAUGAAAAUAGUGAUGACGGCAGCAAGAAUGGAGGAAUCCUCUCGUGAAAACAUGAAAUGGAAAAAAUACUUUGGAUGGACAAAACAUAUAUCGGUAGAGCCGACCAUGUGGCUCUUCAUGAUGGCAUUUAUGUUCACAUCGGUCGUCGAGCAAGACUUCUUUAAGCAUAAAGCCUGUCGAGUGGAUCAUGGAUAUUCGGAACAAGUCUGUAUGUCAUUGAAUGAUAACAAUAAUACGGAUAUAAAGACCAAAGUACAGAUGACCGUGUCAGAAUUUCAACAAUGGAAUGACAUUGCCGGACAUCUGGUGCCUAUUAUCUUGGCGAUGUUCUACGGCAAUUGGAGUGACCGGCAUGGACGUAAAUUGCCGCUCGUCCUCGGCUUAACGGGCAAAUUUAUUUAUUCUUUUAUGAUCGUGAUUAAUUCCAUAAUGGAAACUUGGAAUGUAAACAUGAUAAUCUACACGGCAACCCUACCGAUGAGUAUAUUGGGUGGCGAUGUCGCAAUUUUUGCCAGUUGUUUCUCAUAUAUAUCGGACGUAAGCUCUAUGCAACAAAGAACCCUGAGAAUUACGAUUUUGGAUGUCGUUUAUCUCAGUACUAUGCCUUCAGGAGUUGCACUUGGAUCUUACGUGUUCAAUCGAGUGGUUAACAAGUCCUAUACGAUUAUGUUCGCUGUAAACGCAACCUUGCUCUUGCUGGCAAUUGUGUACUCGUUUAUAUGGCUCAAAUGGCGAACUUCACCACAACAACAAAUGCUUUCGGAUACUAAUUGGCUGCUGGAUUUCUUCGAUGUAAAGCAUAUCUCUACGACGGUGCGAACGUUAGUGAAGAAGAGACAGAAUCACGGCAAAUUACACCUAUGGUUACUUCUUCUCGCGAUGUGCCUAUAUACGUUUCAGAGAGACGAAAAGCCCAAGAGUCAAAUGUAUACUUCACUGAUCUUUAAAUGGGACGUGACGGAUUUUAGCAAUUUUAAAACAUUUCAAUCAACUCUCUUCGUAUUAGCAAUGUUGAUUGGAGUGCCUAUUAUGAGUAAAUUAAUGGGAAUGAGGGAUGUUUUCAUCGUAGCGGUUGGAACAAUAGCACAUGCAUCUGGAAGAAUAGUAUUUAUUUUAGCAAAACGACCAGAACUAUUUUAUGUGGGUGCUACUGUCGCCGCUUUAGGUCCAGUAGUAGCUCCGGUACUUAGAUCUAUGACUUCGAAACUUGUGCCUAUAGAGGAGCGAGGAAAAGUAUUCGCGAUGCUUUCUGUAUGCGAUAACGCGGUCCCGCUAUUUAGUGGCAGCUUAUAUUCCCAACUUUACAACGCCACAAUAAAGACAGCACCAAAUUCAUUUUAUUGGUUAACGUUUGCUACGCAGAUUGCCGUGCUUUUGUUAAUUCUGUAAGUAAAUUAUAAUUUU
Molecule: messenger RNA, 1984 nt
Organism: Pogonomyrmex barbatus (red harvester ant)
Lineage: Eukaryota; Metazoa; Arthropoda; Insecta; Hymenoptera; Formicidae
Product: putative peptidoglycan muropeptide transporter SLC46
Biological process (GO): transmembrane transport
Cellular component (GO): membrane
Molecular function (GO): transmembrane transporter activity
Source: RefSeq, a predicted model, not a curated record